This is a messenger RNA of Panicum virgatum (switchgrass), 2621 nucleotides long. RefSeq names its product serine/arginine-rich splicing factor RS2Z33-like. Lineage: Eukaryota; Viridiplantae; Streptophyta; Magnoliopsida; Poales; Poaceae. The record is from RefSeq and is a predicted model, not a curated record. Bases 1469 to 2113 code for a protein of 214 amino acids. Gene Ontology annotation, molecular function: mRNA binding; zinc ion binding. Gene Ontology annotation, cellular component: nuclear speck. Gene Ontology annotation, biological process: mRNA splicing, via spliceosome. The transcript is spliced from 6 exons.
GCUCUCCGCCGACCCGAACCUUCCGCCUUCGCUGAUCGCUCUCGUUCGUUCAUACGUACCGCCCGCCCGCCCCCUCGAUUCUUCUCUUAGCAUUCACUGGGGGCCGGCGGGUUGGUUUUUUAGUUGUCGCGUGUUGUUAUUGGCUUGAUUUGCCGCGUGAUCAUCGUUUUCCUGUUCAUUUGCGUCAUACAAACGGUCGUGGCAGGGGGCGCGUGUUGGAAUUCGAGAUUUUUUUUGGCUUGAUUUGUGUGCAAAAUGCUGCUUUUUUUUUCUUUUCCAUGUUUCGUUGUCUGUCAAGACCAUGUUAGGGCGGAGGGAAAAUUCUCCCUUGUAGGAGGCCUAGGUGUGAGAGGGGUUACGCAAAUUAGGGCUUUAAUUGCACCGUUUCAUUGGCUCGGAAUUAGUAACUUUAGCAGUGUGAAAUAAGGAUUUCUCUCUUUAUCUUAGGGUUCUGUGAAAUCCGUGGAGAGCUGAUUAUGGUUUCAGUAGUUCUAGGCUUCUACUUCACAGCACAUGUAGUCUCUCUAUUGUUUCCAGAAUCAUUUGAACUCAGAUAGCUGAUUAGUUGCUGUGUUGUACGAGAUUGUUUUUGUGUGUCCGUCCGAUCAUCUAAUUGACAGCUUUUGGCUUGAUUUGUCGGGGGUCUUUAUGCUGCAUUUUCUUUUCUUUUUUCCUUUCUCAUGAUCAUGCUAGGACGGACGGAUCACAGCUUACAAUUUUGUGGUCUUGUUGUUGCGGGGAUCAUCUGCAAUGACAAGAGUUCAAGAGUUUUCUGGUGCUAUGUCUGUGUGAGAAAAUUUUUGUCUUUGAAUUACCUGUUGCUGGGAUGCUUCACACAAUAUUUGUAACUUAUUUUGUGACAUCCCUAGCAUGUAUCUAACUGCUAACUUUAGUACAGCUAAAAUGGCAUGCAGUAAAUAAAAUUUUUCAAGAAGCAAUUACUCCUCUGCAUUGUGUAUGAAUCUUCCAUAGGAGUAGCAUGAUUAGGGGAACGUAGGCUAACUAAUUGAGGUCACUUCCAUCAGGUCCAUGCAUGUUCAUUUGUUAUCAGUCAGACAAAAUGUUCUAUGCAGUUAUUAUAUCCUGACAUUUUCUCCUCAUGCAGAGCAAAAUGCCUCGAUACGAUGACCGCUAUGAUUAUAAUGAUCGGUACGACCACUAUGGUCGACAUGGUGGUAACACCAAGUUGUACGUGGGUCAGAUUUCUCCAGAUACUCAGAUACAUGAUCUUGAGGACCUUUUCAGCAAAUAUGGGAGGUUUUGGCCUUUGGGGGACUGUCACCCUACCCUGGUGUCGAUGGUGGGAGUUGCCAUUGGUGGAAUUGGUGUCUGUUGCACAAAGAUUUGAGCAGAUAUUAGAAACUCUUCAAAAAGUUCUGCCAUUUUCUUUAAUCCAAAUUACAGUGAUGGCAAAGUAGUGUUUGAUUUGACUGCUGACUGGUGAUACAUUUUUCUUUACUGAGUCUUGAUGGUCUUACUUUCUUGCAGACUGCGGAAAGUGGAUCUGAAGAGGGACUUUGGCUUUGUUGAGUUUAGUGAUCCGCGGGAUGCUGAUGACGCAAGGUAUGAUCUUGAUGGCCGAAAAUUUGAUGGGAGUCGCAUCGUUGUUGAGUUUGCAAGAGGGGUCCCACGUGGUCCAGGAGGUGUCCGUCAAUAUGGCAGAGGACCUCCUCCUGGCCGCUGCUAUAACUGUGGGAUGGAUGGGCACUGGGUUCGUGAUUGCAAAGCUGAUGACUGGAGGGAUAGGUGCUACCGCUGUGGAGAAAUGGGCCAUCUAGAAAGAAACUGCCAGAACAGUCCAAAGGAUCUGAAGCGAGAAAGACGCUACCCAAGGUCUCCAUCUCCUCACCAUGGAAAGGGCCGAGGGAGAAGCAGAAGCUACUCAAGGUCUCCGUCUCCUCGUCAUGCAAGGGGCCGAAGCUGGACUUACAGUAGGUCGCCACCGCCAAGGAGGGAUUACUGUAACGCUCGUGGUGAAGAGUUGGCGUCAAGAAGUGCCCAUUACAGCCCCAACCCCAGGAGGAACCUCCCACCAAGGGAACAAGCUGAACGCAAUGGCUCAUAUCUUGGUGGGAGCCCCAGUAGGGGUGAAGCUCGUGAGAAGCGCCAGUGACCCGGAACUUGAGACUGUGGGGUUGUGAAUUCUCAAACUCUCUCCAACUUCGAUGACUAUGACAAGGCAUUGUCUGAAGAAUCGUAGCUUUUGUGAAGAUUGGAUUGUGAAUUCUCACAGAAGCUCGCCUGAAUGCUGCUAGUUUUGCCGAGGCGUCAUAUCUGAAGGAUCUUGACCGGAUAUGGUUCUCUGUUAAGAAUAUUGCCUGCAAUUAAUUACGUUUCUGUGACCUUGAUGAUCGUGUUGCCUUAACUUGCAAUUUGCUUCUAAGGAUAUGCCAACAUCAAGUUUUAGUGAACGAGAGUCCAUAGCCUGCAAUUGUAUGCAUAUGAAGAUGCAGGUAGCAAGCUAUGCACGACACUAGCGUAUUUAAUCCAUCAUGUGAAUAUGUUAAGCAUGUUGCUGAACAAUCGUGGCACAUCAGGGCCUGCUGGUGAGCAAACAGGUACAAGUGUACAAUAAUAUUUAGCAAAAUAAACAGGGUACAUGAAAAAUUACUUGACGAACA